This is a messenger RNA of Aspergillus melleus, 2519 nucleotides long. RefSeq names its product putative MFS transporter. The coding region runs from base 486 to 2135 and encodes 549 amino acids. NCBI's taxonomy places the organism in Eukaryota, Fungi, Ascomycota, Eurotiomycetes, Eurotiales, Aspergillaceae. The record is from RefSeq and is a predicted model, not a curated record. The transcript is spliced from 8 exons. Gene Ontology annotation, cellular component: membrane.
GGACGGAGGGCCGCAAGGGGCUCAGGUACCGGGUACUUGCUGUCACAGUAUAAUCGCUGUCACUCCGCAAGUCCCGCGUACUUGGAUUACGAGUCCCGGCCACUUUGCUUCUCUUGCGUGCUCCCUACUUUUUUUUUUCUCUCUUUUCUCUUUUUCUUUUCUGCCCCCUCCUCUAGUCACUCGUUCUUAUUAUUCCUUUGGAGGCAUUGCCUUUCUUUUUUUUUUUUUCCCCGUUCCAUCUCCAGUUUCCUUCUCCGCCAUCAUCUCGUCCUUCCUUGCGUUUGCGGUUAUCUGGGCCUACGUGACUUGAUAAGGCUGAUCCACGCUAUUCGCCGAAACUCCGAUCCCAGCCAGUCCUCGACAUACUUCCAAUUGCUUGCGCCUUCUUCCCCUCUCGAUUGCCUCCCUCCCUGCGCGAGGUCCUUUGAUGUGACAUCAACCGAUUGCAGAUAGAAAUCGGUGCAAGAGCACCGGAACAGAUUGCGAUGGGGGACGUUCACAAGACGAAACGGAUGGUUUCCGUGAUUGCGGGCACGUUAGUAGCUCUAGCCUGUGGUACCAACUAUGCGUAUUCAGCAUGGGCACCUCAAUUCAGCACCCGCAUGAAGAUCACAUCCACCGAAACCAACUUCAUCGGCGCAGCUGGAAAUUUGGGCAUGUAUGCGUCAGGAAUUCCUCUGGGAUUGUUGACGGAUGCGAAGGGCCCUCGAUUGACGACGUUCAUCGGCGCGAUAACCCUUGGCAUAGGGUAUUACCCCAUAUACUCAGCAUAUGAGCAUGGACCAGGCUCCUUGGGUGUCGGCCUUCUGUCAUUCUUCGCAUUUCUCACCGGUUUCGGAAGUUCCUCGGCCUUUUCAGCUUCUAUCAAGACAGCGGCGUCAAAUUUCCCUACACAUCGAGGAACGGCCACGGCGUUCCCCCUGGCCGCCUUCGGUCUUAGCGCCUUUUUCUGGUCGACCAUAUCUGCGAUCAUCUUCAAGGAUGAUACCGGACGAUUCCUCCUCUUACUGGCAAUCGGAACCUGCAUUUUGAACCUCAUCUCCAUUCCUAUGAUGCAGAUCGUGCCGCCGUACGAGCCUUAUAGCUCCGUGCCGCGAGGCCGAUCGCCCGGGGUAGAGUCUAGGCGGUUGCUCAAAACCAAGUCCUCCGACCUGCGAUCCAACCGUGAUGACUCCGAUCUAGCAGGUACGCAGAGCUCUGAUGCCUUUGAUGCCCCACCAUCCUCGCAGCAUGAAAGAUCGCCAUCCGCCGCGUCGAACUACCAUGCUCCUUCUGGCCACAAAUCCGACCUUGAUGAGACGUCAUCAUUGGUGUCGAAAGCCAACUCGAGAACCUCUCGGGAGUCCCAUCAUGACCACGACGCGGACGAUGACGAUGAUGCUCUCUCUGACGUUGUCCCUGACUCACCUCACCCAGACAUUAGAGGAUUGGCGAUGCUGCCCAGGGUUGAAUUCUGGCAGUUGUUUCUGACAAUGGCGCUUUUGUCUGGCAUCGGAUUGAUGACUAUCAAUAACAUCGGCAACAGCACCAAGGCACUCUGGACGUACUAUGACGAUAGCGCCAGCUCCAAGUUUAUCCAGCAGCGACAGGUGAUGCACGUGUCCGUGCUAUCCUUUGGCAACUUCAUCGGUCGCCUCUCAAGUGGAAUUGGAUCCGACGUGCUAGUCAAAAAGCUAGACAUGUCUAGAUUCUGGUGCCUGUUUAUCUCGGCCGUCGUGUUCACUCUUACGCAACUCGCCGGGUCGACGAUAUCUAAUCCACAUCAACUCGUGGUGGUCUCCGGCUUCACCGGCGUCGCUUACGGCUUUCUGUUCGGCGUCUUCCCGUCUCUCGUUGCGCACACAUUCGGUAUCGGCGGACUCUCUCAAAACUGGGGUGUUAUGACCCUUGCUCCGGUCUUCAGCGGAAACAUCUUCAAUCUGCUCUAUGGCAGCAUCUUUGACCGACACUCCGUGGUGGGCGACGACGGAGACCGCGAUUGUCCCGAUGGUCUUGGUUGCUACCAAGCUGCAUACUACACGACCUUCUUCUCGGGUCUUGCAGGUGUCGUCGUCUGUCUAUGGAGUAUCCUGCGCGAGAAGCGUAUUCACAGCGCAGAACUUCACAAGAAAAUUGAGCACGAUCGUCUAGCUUGAUUGCGAUACCCGCAUACGUACUAACUUGAGUUUUCUCUGAUCUUGUCAGCCAGCAUGCGGGUUUCGCCUUUUUAUUUCUGAUACAUAAUACCCUCUCGCUCUCUUUCGGGUCCACGGCCAUUUUUACCUUUUCCUUAUGUCACAUCACACAUUAUAUAGAAGCUGGGUCAACAUGAGUGACUUGGACCGAACUGGAUUCGUUCAACAUUUAUUUUGGAUUUUUAGCAUAUUUCUUUCAUCUCUUCAUUACUUCUUUCUUGCUUCUAUGUGAUUUAUCUGGUCUUAGGUCUUGGUCUAUCUCCGGAAGAUAAAUUGAUAGAAACCUUGGUGAUUUCAUGCAUGUACAUAAACUUUUGGUUGGUAAAAAGUAUUCUUAUUCUUGUC